Messenger RNA from Besnoitia besnoiti, 4647 nucleotides. RefSeq lists its product as uncharacterized. Gene Ontology annotation, cellular component: nuclear origin of replication recognition complex; nucleus. The record is from RefSeq and is a predicted model, not a curated record. The coding region runs from base 1 to 4647 and encodes 1548 amino acids. Lineage: Eukaryota; Apicomplexa; Conoidasida; Eucoccidiorida; Sarcocystidae. The transcript has a single exon. Gene Ontology annotation, molecular function: DNA replication origin binding. Gene Ontology annotation, biological process: DNA replication initiation; DNA replication.
AUGCGUGGGCGUCCGCCAGCCGCUUCCGCACUGUCGAUGGCUGAGAAACUCAGUCUUUCGGAGGCGGCUAGAGCGGCCGUUGCCCGCGCAGUGGCGCCUGCACUUCGCGCCAGGCCCUCUUUGCCUGCGUCGGCGCGCCUCUCCACCUCUUCGGUUGGGUCGGCGAUCUCGAACCCCCUGAAGCGGCGAAGAGUGCGCGAGCAGGGCGAGGAGGACGACGACGCCUUGUCCUCCACUUUUUCUUCUGCCUUUCAGAGCCCGGUCGCGGAUCUGCAGGCUUCUGACGGCGCCGCCUCCCCGAGAGCCGGCGAGAAGACCAAGCUGCUGAGGCCAGCGCUCAGCGGCGUGCAGCGAGCGGGCGCCGGCGGCGCCGCCGGCACCGGCGAAGAUGACAUCGAAGUCUGCCUUUCUUCGGGUCAGGGCGCCAGCGACGAAGAGCGCAGCGGCGAGAAGGGACUGCGGGGGAAGAAGAGGCGGAAGAAACGCUUGUCGGUCACCAUGCGACCAGGGAGCCCGGAGCGGCUCUACUACGAAGUCGACGAGAGCGGCAUUGCAGCAGAAGAAAACGCCCCCAACAGUCAACCAUCCGCUGCGAUGGCGCCCGCCCUCGCCGGAAGAAGUGCCUCGAAAGCGCGCGGCGGAGGCGCCAGUCCGAGGUCGCAGGGGGGUCGCACCGCCGCCGGGGCGGGUCGGCUCGCCGCCGCGCCCUCAGACGGAGGCGCCGACAAGGACAAGCCUCGCCAGAGCAGCCGUACUCUGCUCCCCUCUCUUCAGAAUCUGUAUGUCCAGCUGUCAGACGAAGAGGAGGAAGAGUCGCCGUCGGUGAUCGCUCACGGCAGCGCCUCGCACAGCUUCCCCCUCUCAGGCGCGCGCCGCGCAGCGCGCGCUGCGGUCUGCGACGGAGAGGCGUCCCCACGCGUGCUUGCCGCUGCGCCGCGUACCGAGGCGAUCGGGACACGCGAACGCGGCGGCCGCGGAAUACCGCAGAAGUUGAAGGGCAGCGAGCGACAGGCAGGCGCCCGUCGGCUCAGAGAUUACGCGUCAGCCUCCGCCUCCGCGCACGAAGCCGUGCGAGCUGCUUUGCCUGCCUUCGAGUCGCCGACGCACGGAGGCUUCUCUCAGGCCUCAGUGCCCGCAGACGAAGACACGCACGCAAGCCAAACUUCCUGCCUCUCUUCUUUGCUGUCCUCGGUGAUCGCGGACGAGGCUCCAUUCACCUCUCCUGCGCCAGCGUGUGCGCUCUCUCCGUCGUUUCAAUGUACUUCACUCGCUGCGGCAGGCGCGGCGGUUCCAGUCUGUCCGCUGCGGCCUUCUGCGUCUUCGCCCUCGCUCGCUUCCUUCUCGUCGUCUCCUUUCGAUCCGCAUCUGUCGCUGGCGCGAGACAGCCCGUGGCGUGGGGUGCCCCUGCCUCUGCGGACUUCCGUCGCCGCGUGCGUGCGCUCCUUCGGGCGCGAGCGCGCGAAUCAGCUCUGGCGGCUAGUUUCGCUGCUAGGCGACUUCGUCCACUCCGUCUCGCCGAUCGAAGUCGUUGGCCUUCCGGGCACCGGCAAGUCGCACUUACUCCUCUCUUUCUUCGGCGCCUCCUCGCUCGCGUGGGGAUACGUCGACUGCGCAGCUGCGUGCGCCACGGCCGGCGGAAGCCGCCUCGCAGCUCGCCAGGCGAUCUGCGGGAAGCUGCUUCUUCAUCUGGCUCUCCAGCUUCGCGGCGAGCUCCUGGCGGGCCUCCAGACCAUCCGCGCCCUCCAGCGAAGAGCCGCGGGGGACGAUGCGCGGCGCGGCGCGACAGCCGCCGACGGAGGCCCGGCGCGAGGCACCGAAGAGCUGCCAGAGGCGGGUGGGGCGGCGGGCGACCGGAAGCGAGCCCAGCCCGGAUGUGCCUCAAGAAGCGCGAAAGCGUGCGAAGAAACGGUGCCACCGGCUGAAGACGCGUCUCCUUCCGCGCCGCCACCAGACCCUGCGCUGUCGCCUCUGGAUUCGGGUGCCUUGUUCGCCUUCUUCGCCGGCACGUCGUGCUUCGCCCCGCCCAACGCGUCGUCUGCGUCGCCGUUCGCGUCGGCGGCGGCGCUGCAGCUGCUGGAAGAGGACUUGAAGGAGAAGAGAACUCAGCUAGAUCGGCUACUGCGGCAAAUGCAGAGCGGCGGGAAGAAGACCGCCGACACUUUGGCGUUCUCGGGCACCCUUUUCUCGCCAGGGGCCUCCGCGAACUCGGUCGAGCAGUUCGUCUCGCUAUUGCGUCAGGUCCUACGCUGCUCCUCGCCUCUUGCGCGCACCUUCACCGUGCCUCUCGUCAUCGACGAGGCCUUCACCCUGGCUCAGAACAUGCCCGAUUUGCUGCACGCAUUCCUGCGCCUUCCCGAACUCCUCGGCGGCGAGCCGAGCCUCGGGCGACCGCAGAAGACCGCGGAGGCGCGCGCCACCGCCGCCUCUCGCAGUUUCCGCGAUGGUUUCUGUGCGGAGGACGACGAGUCGUCCUCAGACGAAGAGGAAGAAGAAGCGCUCCUCCUGCCGCCGCGAAACGUGUCCGUGGUGGUGGUAGGCCGCACGCCGCUGCGUCCGGAGGUCUACGAAGGCCUUCCACAGCCGCCGCGCGUGCACUUCGGCGCCUACGAAGCGAGCGAGGCGCGCGACAUCCUCGUUCGCAGCUUCCGCUGGUUGGGUCUUCCGGUGCUGCGCCUGGCUGCGACGCGACAGAGCAGACAGCAGCGGCGCGGGGCCUCUCGCGCGGGAUCAGAGGCCGUGGCAGACCGCGGGACCAAAGAGGCUCGAAAGUGGAGAUACGGGCCUCUCGAGUUGGUCGAGCAACGCACAGUCGUUGCCGUCGUGGAGGCUGAGCACGACGCGGAGGCUGAGGCAGCCGGCGCCGCCACAACGCCGCGGCGAGGAGGCGCCCGAGGGGAGACGGAAGACGGAGAGAGUGAAGUCAGCGGAGGGAGAGGAGGGCGCAGCAGCGAGCCGACGUAUGUGUGGGAGAGUCGUCUGGUGUUGCGACGAAUCCGAAGGAGGGUUCGGAAGAGGGAAGGCGCACCUGCGACUGCGAGAACGGCGUCCGCAGGCCAGCGGGACGGCCUGCCAGACUCCGCCGCGGAGGGAUGGCGCGAGGAGGAGAGAGAUCUUGAGGGGGAAGAGCCGGCAGUGUCAGUGCGCACAGACCCCUGUGGAGCGAAAGAGAAGGAGCCAGCGAGUGCGGAUUCGUGCCUCGAGGCAGGACCCGCAAAGCGGAAGAAAGAAGCUUCUUCCGCAACUCUGCUGAACGGCGAGGGGAUCCCGACGCGCGCGGCGUCGUGCAGUGGAGGCGAUGAGCUCACACACAACGGCCAGCACGAGACAGAGAGCAGCGUCGUCGCUGCCAGCCCGUCGGCGGCGACGGAGGCGCUCGAAGAGGAGACGGAUCUCCUCCUUGACGUGGAGACACUCUGGUCGCACUUUGUCACACUCUUCAUUCAGUCCUUUCACCAGUCUCUGCGCAGCGACUUCCACGACCAGCGCUUUCUCUGUCGGGAGUUCUGGGGACAGGCGAUCAACCUCGCGCUGCUGCAAAACCGGACUGACGCGGGCUCCUCCGCCCUCACUGCGGCGGCGACGACUGCAGCUCUGAAUGUGGCGGGGCGCGUGCCUGGCUCGCCGCCGCCUGCGUCGGGCGCGUUCGGGUCCUUCGCGGCGGUGAAGGCGGCGUCCGUCGCGGCUGCGUCGUUCCUGGUUCGCCUGCUGCAUCCGCACUUUCGCGCGGCGCUUCGGCAGCCGUUCUCGCACUUCUUGCCGGAUUUGCAAAACUGUCAAAUUCUCGACGCGAAACACGUCACAGUCUGGGGCGCGUCCGCCCAGAACCGCCACACGGCGGCGCGGCGCCUGGAGUUGCCUCGGCUGGGGAAAAUCCUUCUGGUGGCUGCGGCCAUCGCGGCCUACACACCGCCAGGGCGCGACAAGCGCCACUUCAACGACUGCUGCGGAAACAUCUUCCGCGUGGCGCGGCCGCGGAAUGCCGCCGCGCUCGUCCAGUCUCCCUUCAUCGCCGCCGCGGGCGCGGGCACCCACCUCGCGUCCGCGGCGGUCGGGACCACCGUCGUGGCGGCGGGGCUGGGGAAGGGGCGGGCGGGGCUGGCGGCCUCGGAGAAGCUCGAGCAGAACUUUCUGCCGCGAGCGCUGCCGAAAAGCUUCACGCUGCUCCGCUGGCUUGCGCUCGCCGAGUGCCUCGAAUUCAGCGUCCGAACGCCCGGUCGGGAGCGAGGCCGCGCGAGCGACGGCAUCGGGCUGAUGGACGCAGGCGUCUGCCAGCAAGUCGCCUCGCUUCUGCGGCUGGGGCUCGUGCGGCUGGCGGCGGGCGGCGCGCAGGAGGCGCGAGGCGCGAGCAACGGCGGGUAUGGCAGCCUUGGCGUUCUCAAGUCGACUGCGCAGAUCUGGGGUAGCGAGUGGACGAAUGCCCUCGGCUGGGUCUUCGCGCAGCAGCAGCUCCUCGCGGCGCAGACGCGCGGCUACGCAGCCGACCUCUUUCUGCUCGGGGCGAGCUCCGGCGGAGGCGGCAGCGCCGGCGCGCACCUGACUGACCUCUUCAACGCGAACGCGCGACUCGCACUCAGCGCGCCCAUCGGUCUCGUCAAACACAUCGCCGACCGAAUCGGAGUCAACCUCGCAGAGGCGCUCCUGGGUUGA